UCUCUCCAUCGCAUUAUUUCUCGCGUCAUGCAAUGGGCCCUCUUCGGGAAUAAAACCAAAGCUCUCCUAUCUUCUCAUCACUCGACUGAGUCUUUUCACCUCCGGCAAAUCCGGAUCCCCUACUUAAUCCCUUCUUCUUCGUCUCUCGUCUAUUUCUCCUCCCAUGGUCUUUGGCUCGUUCGUUCGUCUUCUAUCUCUCUUCUCGAGCUCUUUUUCUCGCUCGUGUUUAAAGGAGAGAAGAGGGCAAAAUAGGAAGCUUUUCAAAAAACCUUAGUGAUAUCCCUUUCCCCACCGGUUUUUAGGUGAUAGGCGUGUGCAUUUGGUUAACUUAGUGUGUCUCGGAGGAUUUUUUUUUCUUGUAGAUCUCGGCGUAGAAAGGUGGCGCUUUUAAGACGUGGGUUUUUAGCAGAUCUCUCAAUAAGGUUUUUUCCACGGUUUUUCUUCCCGUGUUUGCGUCUUUUCUGUGUUCCUUCGAUGCUCUCCGAUCUGCGGCGCGUGCUCACUUCAUCUCGCGUCUAGGCCUGGUUAUCUGGAUGCUAAAAGUGGAAUCUUGGUGCUAGAUUCCCCUGAAAAAUCUCUUUUUGCGAUCUGGGAGUUGUGGAGAUGGCGAACGGUUCGGCUAGAGAUGGAGUCUUUCUGUUCCCGGAGGAAGAGGUGAGCGAGAUAAGCGGGUUGAAGAAAGGAUUGGACUUUGUCGAGGUGAUGUGCGGUUGCACGAGCCAUCGCUAUGGCGAUGCGGUGGGCAGGCUUAGGGUUUUUGCCUCUGGUGAUCUCCAAAUCGACUGCGAGUGUACACCUGGAUGCCAAGAAGUGAAGUUGUCCCCAGCUGCUUUUGAGAAGCAUUCUGGGAGGGAGAGUGCAAGGAAAUGGAAGAGCAAUGUAUGGGUCAUAGUUGAAGGAGAGAAGGUUUCGCUGACAAAGACUCCCCUGCUUAAAUACUAUAAUCUAACAUCAAAAGCUACUAAUGGUUCUCACAAAGGUCCCAAUGGACGUCCAUGCCACCGUGAUGAGUUUAUCCGCUGUACCACAUGCAAGAAGGAGCGCAGAUUUCGCCUUCGUAACAAAGAAGAGUGCCGUGUUUACCAUGAGGCAUUAGUGGGUCAGAACUGGAGUUGCUCCGACUUCCCAACCGACAAGAUACGUUGCGAUGAUGAGGAGGAACGAGCAAGCCGCAAGGUCCUGAGAGGAUGCUCUCGAUCGCCUUCGUGCAAAGGUUGCACCAGUUGCGUCUGCUUUGGCUGUGAGAUCUGCCGCUUCACCGAAUGCAGCUGCCAGAUCUGCAUUGACUUCACCAGAAAUGCGCACACUUGAGAGAAGCCUUUCUUAACUUAGCUCUGAUUCUUUUCUGCGAGGAUUAAACGUCCCAUUCUUGAGCCUUCAUGGCUCCAUUCACAGAAAAUCAUCAUUGUUUCCUUUGCAAACUACAACUUUUAGUUGCACGGGAUUGAUUAUUUAUUUUUCCUCAUUUUAUGACCAUGUUAAAUCUGCCUGAGAACUCUGUCAACGUUUUAGAAUUGAAGUCUGAAAAAUUUGGAACUAGGAAGCUGUGAAUGGCAUUUAUUUA
This is a messenger RNA of Dendrobium catenatum, 1564 nucleotides long. Its product is annotated as protein ULTRAPETALA 1. Lineage: Eukaryota; Viridiplantae; Streptophyta; Magnoliopsida; Asparagales; Orchidaceae. The record is from RefSeq and is a predicted model, not a curated record. The transcript has 3 exons. Gene Ontology annotation, cellular component: nucleus; cytosol. Bases 604 to 1311 code for a protein of 235 amino acids.